AUGCAGCAGCAGCAGCAUCUGGCCGUGGAUGGUGCUGGCUGUGAGGACGUGAAUGGCGUUUAUGCACUGCAAGAAGACGUUGAGUAUGAGGGAUGCCCAGUAUAUGGUUCACUCAGCAACUUCAGCUUGACCGUGUGCCAGGGACCUUCAGCUGACAGCGGUACUUUGCAGUGGGGAUGGAUUAUUGGACAAUCUGGGGUGCCGGCUUAUGGCUGCCCCACGGACAGGAAGGAAGCUAUACCUUUGCAGGGAUGGCAUCCCUUCGAGGGCGACCCACCGGCGCCCACUUUGCGAUGGCUGCCAGAUGCAGAUGCCACAGCAGUCGGCUACGCCCAAGAAGCUCGUCGUAGAGCAGCUUCUGGGACCACCGAGGACCGGAGACUAGCUGCCACGGCCUUUCGCAAGUCUUUGCAGGGUGGAGAAGAGCUCCAGGCAAACUGGCCUCAGCGAGGCUUACUCCACACUGAGCUGGCUGCAUUGCUGCGCGUUUUGGGGCGUGAAGACCAAGCCCUUGCAGAGGUGGAGGCGGCACUGAAACUGCAGCCCUGCUUGCCGGAUGCCUUGCUCCUCAAGGCACAGAUGCUGAAUGCCGCAGGCAAUGAAGGCGCAGCAGCCUUAUCUGCGAAGCAGUGCUGGAUGCAGAUCGAGGGUGGCAAGAGGUCGGGCAAAGAACAAUCGCUGCAGCGAGAGUGCCGGGAGCUCCUAGAAGAACUCGGCGAAGCCUGCGAUCAUUCAUUGCCGAGGAAAUGGCCGAUCAUGGUCCCUGCAGAAACGGAGCCCCCUGAGCUCCCACGCGGCGAUGUGCCGGAUGCCAUUGAGGGCAUCGAUUUGACGGGGUCCAGCAUGGCAGAGACUGGUGGCACCUACCAGCCUUCCAGGAAAGUGCUCAAUGGAUUCCCAAUCUUUGAAAACCAAUUCGGUUUUCAGCUAUCCCUGGAAGUGCAAGCGACCAAGGCUGGCGAUGUAAGUGAAGGCUGGGUAGUUGGCCGGAGGCAGGUGGGUCUGUUUUGGACCAAGACGCUGCAAGCCCACAAGCUGCCUUCGAACGACUGGCAUUCUUUUCCUGCAGCCGGCGCCGAAACACCACCAUCCGCAUGCAGCAUCCGGACUGUUCGAAUGGAGAAGGGCCUUGCGUAUGGCCAUCAGGCGCGGCUGGGCAACUAUGGCGGCCCAGCGGAAGCUGCUCGGAUCCUCCGUACCUGCGUGAAUCAGUUGGGAAGAGGUGGAGACAUGCACAAGGUGUCCUGGGCACUCUCAGAGCUCGCUGGGGCACUCCGGGAGGUGGGGCAACUGAAGGAUGCCCUCGCGACAGCACAGAAAGCCUUGGCAACUUGUCCCAGCUUGCCGGAGGCUUACUUGGAGUUGGCCUGCUGCCACCAGGACCUGGGCCAAGAAGAGGAGGCCACCGCCGUGCUCCAUUCUUUGAGGGCGCAGUGGCCCAAUGACGGGAGGGUUGCCGUGGCGCUGUUGACGCUUCACGCGCCUGCACAUCAGGGACAGCCCGCGCAAAGCGCAGAUGCACAGACUGAGGAGGUGCUCAGCAAGAAGCAGCAGGUGGAGACCACGAAGUCCGGGGUCGUGGACUUCAAUCUGGAGGAUCAGAAGACCGAAGUUCACGCACAUUGGGUCCUGGGGCCUAUGUGGAAAGCAAAGGACAUCACCGUCCGAUUUCAGGAGCAUCGGCUUUUCGUGGCUGUCGGAAGGGAAGUGCUCUUUGACGCCCAGCUCGCGCACCGAAUUCGGCCAUCCGAAUCAAGCUGGACAUUCGCAACUCCCGACCUUACCGUCACACUUUGCAAGUGGGCCGGCCAAGGUAGCUGGCCAAGAUGGGAAGUGUUGCACAAGGAGGAGGAAGCGGAGCGAUUGCAUCGACUUGGUGGUUUACCAUUUGACACCAAAUCCAUACACUGGCUGUAA
Symbiodinium natans is the source of this 1917-nucleotide messenger RNA. NCBI's taxonomy places the organism in Eukaryota, Dinophyceae, Suessiales, Symbiodiniaceae. The record is from the annotation of a GenBank genome assembly.